AUGUGGAUAUACACUGCCAUAGUGAGGUCAAUGUUAGCCUAUGGGGCUGCCGUCUGGUGGCCGAAAUUCCAGCAAACGACAGCUAGACAAAAGUUCAGCCAAGUACAAAGGACUGCCUGUCUGAGCAUAACUAUGCGUACAACAUCCACCAUAGUAAUGGAGAAUGAGGUCGUCAGGAAGACGCCCCUCCUGCAGGCAGACACUGACAGUAUUUCUCCCCGGUUUGCAUUUGACAAACCCUACACCGUACUCACAAAGAGACAGGAGGAGACCGCCCGUAGAGAUGUAAUUAGCGUCUUCACAGACGGAUCAAAGAGGAAGGAGGGUGCAGGAUGUGGAAUAUACUCUAGAUCCUUGCACAUCCGAUAUAAGUGGGCAAUGGAUAGGCAUGCUACCGUUGUACAAACGGAGUUAGCAGGCAUAACUAUAGCCGCUAAAGAAAUCGCCCGCAGGCAUACUACGGGUAAAACCAUCAGAAUCUACGCAGAUAGUAGACAAGCACUACUGACCUUGCGUAAUCACAAGAUAAUGACUAGGACGGUAUGGGAAUGCCAUCAAGCACUGGUUGUGGCCUCGGCCUCCAACAGCAUAUCUGUAUGCUGGAUCAAGGGACACGAGCGGUGCAAUGGCAAUAAGAAAGCUGACAAGUUAGCCAAGAGUGCAUCGAGUCUCAAUAUUUUUGGAUCCGGUAGCUUUGCUACCCUCCCUACAACUCCAGAACGCCAGAAAUCCAGAGGCUCAUUUUCAUCUUGA
Molecule: messenger RNA, 753 nt
Organism: Anoplophora glabripennis (Asian longhorned beetle)
Lineage: Eukaryota; Metazoa; Arthropoda; Insecta; Coleoptera; Cerambycidae
Exons: 2
Coding region: 1-753 (250 amino acids)
Biological process (GO): DNA replication, removal of RNA primer
Molecular function (GO): nucleic acid binding; RNA-DNA hybrid ribonuclease activity
Source: RefSeq, a predicted model, not a curated record